Messenger RNA from Chrysochloris asiatica (Cape golden mole), 2523 nucleotides. RefSeq names its product UDP-N-acetyl-alpha-D-galactosamine:polypeptide N-acetylgalactosaminyltransferase 18 (gene GALNT18). The transcript has 11 exons. Gene Ontology annotation, cellular component: Golgi apparatus. Bases 423 to 2246 code for a protein of 607 amino acids. NCBI's taxonomy places the organism in Eukaryota, Metazoa, Chordata, Mammalia, Afrosoricida, Chrysochloridae. The record is from RefSeq and is a predicted model, not a curated record.
GCCGCCACCGCUGUCCUUCUAGCAGCGCGGGUCAGUCGGACAGCCAAGGCACCCGGCGCUGGGCGAUGGGAAGCGGCGCGGCCGCGGACCUAGGCAGUGACAAAGUUUCCCAGACAAGCGUAUCUGGGUGUGCUGCUGCUGGAUACCCGUGACCUCUCUGGAAAGGGCUCGGGGAUUUUUAAUUUGGAGAAAAAAACCACCCAAAUACCUCAUUUCCUUUGUCAAGCUCCCUCUCUGGUGGGCAGCAGCGAGAGCUGUAAACUUGGGUACGGCGGCCCCGCAGCCAGAGGAUUGAGCUUUGGAAAACAUCAGGACUCAGGUGCUCAAGCGCCCAGCUACCCGGCUUGUACUAGUGGGUGUGAGCACGGGGCGAACGACGAGGAGGGGCCCCAGGGAGCUCUAUAUGGAGGAGGGAGCCCAGAAUGGUGUGUACCAGGAAGACCAAAACUUUGGUGUCCACUUGCGUGAUCUUGAGCGGCAUGACCAACAUCAUCUGCCUGCUCUAUGUGGGCUGGGUUACCAACUACAUCGCUAGUGUGUAUGUGCGGGGGCAGGAGCCGGCGCCCGACAAGAAGCUGGAGGAAGACAAAGGGGACACCAUGAAGAUCAUUGAGCGACUGGACCACCUGGAGAAUGUUAUCAAACAGCAUAUCCAAGAGACUCCUGCUAAGCCUGAGGAAGCAGAGACUGAGCCCUUCACAGAUUCUUCGUUGUUUGCACACUGGGGCCAGGAGCUCAGCCCCGAAGGUCGGCGUGUGGCUUUGAAGCAAUUCCAGUACUACGGUUACAAUGCCUACCUCAGUGACCGCCUGCCCCUCGACCGGCCUCUGCCCGACCUCAGACCCAGUGGGUGCCGCAACCUCUCAUUCCCCGACAGCCUGCCAGAGGUGAGCAUUGUGUUCAUCUUCGUCAAUGAAGCUCUCUCCGUGUUGCUGCGCUCUAUCCACUCAGCCAUUGAACGCACGCCUUCACACUUGCUCAAGGAGAUCAUACUUGUGGAUGACAAUAGCAGCAAUGAGGAACUGAAAGAGAAGCUGACAGAAUAUGUGGACAAGAUGAAUGGCCAGAAGCCAGGCUUCAUCAAGAUUGUCCGUCACAGCAAACAGGAAGGCCUCAUUCGCUCCAGGGUCAGCGGCUGGCGGGUGGCCACUGCUCCAGUGGUGGCACUCUUCGAUGCCCACGUGGAGUUCAAUGUGGGUUGGGCUGAACCUGUCCUUACCCGCAUAAAGGAGAACCGGAAACGGGUCAUCUCACCAUCCUUUGAUAACAUCAAAUUCGACAACUUUGAGAUAGAAGAGUACCCACUGGCUGCCCAGGGCUUUGACUGGGAGUUGUGGUGCCGCUACCUAAACCCCCCAAAGGCCUGGUGGAAGCUGGAGAACUCUACCGCCCCAAUUAGGAGCCCUGCCCUCAUUGGCUGCUUCAUUGUGGAUCGGCAGUACUUCCAGGAGAUCGGCUUAUUGGAUGAAGGCAUGGAGGUCUAUGGAGGAGAGAAUGUGGAGCUUGGGAUCAGGGUGUGGCAGUGUGGUGGGAGUGUGGAGGUCCUGCCCUGCUCCAGGAUUGCCCACAUUGAGCGAGCCCACAAGCCCUACACCGAGGACCUCACUGCCCAUGUGCGCAGGAACGCCCUCAGAGUGGCUGAAGUCUGGAUGGAUGAAUUUAAAAGCCAUGUCUACAUGGCAUGGAACAUACCCCAAGAGGACUCAGGAAUCGACAUCGGGGACAUCACUGCGCGAAAGGCUCUGAGGAAGCAACUGCAGUGCAAGACCUUCCGAUGGUACCUGGUCAGCGUGUACCCUGAGAUGAGGAUGUAUUCGGACAUCAUUGCCUACGGGGUGCUGCAGAACUCCCUGAAGACUGAUUUGUGUCUUGAUCAGGGACCAGACACAGAGAAUGUUCCCAUUAUGUACAUCUGCCAUGGGAUGACGCCCCAGAACGUGUACUACACCAGCAGUCAGCAGAUCCAUGUAGGCACCCUGAGUCCCACGAUUGAUGACGACGACAACCGGUGCCUGGUAGAUGUCAACAGUCGACCACGCCUUAUCGAAUGCAGCUAUGCCAAAGCCAAGAGAAUGAAGCUUCACUGGCAGUUCUCUCAGGGAGGCCCCAUUCAGAACCGAAAGUCCAAGCGCUGUCUGGAGCUGCAGGAGAACAGCGACAUGGAGUUUGGUUUCCAGCUGGUGCUACAGAAGUGCUCGGGCCAGCACUGGAGUAUCACCAACGUCCUGCGGAGCCUGGCGUCCUGACCCUGCUAGGGAGUUGCCUCCUGCCCACCCCUUUGCUACUGUGUAGCACCUGCUGCAAUGCUGCCUGCUGUCCAUGUGGGGUUGUCUGGAGUCUGGGGGAGCCAGAUCAUUGGGCCCCUAAAAGAGCUUUUUAUUUCCUAUUCAAUUUUCCUGAAGUUUAUAGAAAGAUGCUGAAUGGUGGGUGAGGGGUCAUAUCAAACUAUUUUGCAAUUGUAAAUAGGGGACAAGUGGAAUCUAUUUAUAACUGACAAUAAAAUACUAUUGAUUAAGAAAUGGG